CGGUGGGCUACACGGCGUGGGCGAUCAAGGUGGAGGCGAUCCUCGACGCGCAAGGCCUCUGGGAGGCUGUGUCACCGUCGGGCAAUGGCGUGGUGGACGCGCACAAGAACAAGACGGCGCGGGCGCAGCUACUGCAGGCACUGCCCGAGGACAUCCUCAUGCAGGUGUCCACGAAGAAGACGGCGAAGGAGGUUUGGGAGAGCCUCAAGACGAGGUUCGUCGGCACCGAUCGUGUCAAGACGGCGCGCCUCGCCACACUCAAGGGGGACUUCGAUAAGCUGUGCAUGGUGGACAGGGAUGCGCUGGACGACUACGCCGGGAAGAUCAGCGUCAUGGCCGCGAAGUACGCCGGCCUCGGGUCCACGCUCGAUGACGCCGCCAUGGUGAAGAAGCUGCUCGACACCGUGCCCGAUCACCUGUACCCGACGGUGGCGGGGAUCGAGCAGUUCUGCGACGUCGAGAAGAUGGCAUUCGAGGAGGCGCUCGGGCGGCUGAAGGCCUUCGACGAGCGGUCGCGGCGGCGCGCUCAGAUCACCGGCGGACAGGCGCCGUCCGGUGGUCACGGUGGUGGUGAGAAACUUCUGCUCACGGAGGCGGGAUGGAAGGCGCGGCACAAGGCGAAGUCCGGGAUCGGGAGGUGCUUCAACUGCGGCGUUCGCAGCCACUUCGCGUGGGAUUGCCGCAAGCCGAAGAAGGAGGAGGCAUUGCUCGCCAAAGCCGACGAGGAGUGGCGUACGGCGCCGUGUUUAGGGGGAGAUUGUUAG
Panicum virgatum (switchgrass) is the source of this 764-nucleotide messenger RNA. RefSeq lists its product as uncharacterized. Gene Ontology annotation, molecular function: nucleic acid binding; zinc ion binding. The transcript has a single exon. Bases 159 to 764 code for a protein of 201 amino acids. The record is from RefSeq and is a predicted model, not a curated record. NCBI's taxonomy places the organism in Eukaryota, Viridiplantae, Streptophyta, Magnoliopsida, Poales, Poaceae.